AUGCGCUCCCUGGCAUAUAAUAGAUCUCAAUCGCCCGCGUCGAUGGCAAAAGGGGCGGAAACACCCUCUGCGUUUGCACCACCAUCAGCAGCCUCAGGCAUCAUUGGCGCCCUCGCGCCCUACUGGGCCGUCUCAAGACGGAAGGAGGAGAGAAGAUGGCGCGCCUCUCCUCCUGCGUGCGCCGCUCGCUCGCUUGGUCUAGGACCGAGCUUGCCGGCUUCAUCUCCACGAGCGCGGAUUCGACAUCCGUCUAAUAGAUGUCUUGCAGCCGUCUCGCUGGGUUGGGCUCGAAGACGUCUUCCGGCCGCCCUCACACCCCUCCCUCGAGGCCCCAAAUGCCUCGGCAGUAAUUGGCUACACGAAGCCACAGACGGGCUUUGA
Messenger RNA from Trematosphaeria pertusa, 381 nucleotides. RefSeq lists its product as uncharacterized. The transcript has a single exon. NCBI's taxonomy places the organism in Eukaryota, Fungi, Ascomycota, Dothideomycetes, Pleosporales, Trematosphaeriaceae. The record is from RefSeq and is a predicted model, not a curated record. Bases 1 to 381 code for a protein of 126 amino acids.